Messenger RNA from Eublepharis macularius, 2660 nucleotides. RefSeq names its product UDP-glucose pyrophosphorylase 2 (gene UGP2). Gene Ontology annotation, molecular function: UTP:glucose-1-phosphate uridylyltransferase activity. Gene Ontology annotation, biological process: glycogen metabolic process; UDP-alpha-D-glucose metabolic process. The transcript has 10 exons. The record is from RefSeq and is a predicted model, not a curated record. The coding region runs from base 354 to 1880 and encodes 508 amino acids. Gene Ontology annotation, cellular component: cytoplasm. NCBI's taxonomy places the organism in Eukaryota, Metazoa, Chordata, Lepidosauria, Squamata, Eublepharidae.
UUUUUUUCCGAGGGCAGAUGUGGAAAGCAUCGGGGAGAGAUCGAGUUCAAGGAAACCGCGCCGGAUUCCUCGUGUGGCUUUUGGGGGGCUGGGGUGGGUGGGCUGCUUAUUUUUGAGAUUUUAUUUUUUUAACAAAAAAAAUUUCCAUACCUUUGAAAAUUCUACUUUAUAACAGCUGGGGGAACAUCUGUUUUUACCCGAAAGAGAGAAGAAGGGGAAGACUGAAAAAAAACCCCACCCCAUCUGUCUUCUCGAGAUUUUCUUCUAUAAUUUUUUUUCUCCCGUGGGUGGGGAGCGGUCUUAAAUUUUAUAUAUUUAUAGAGCCAGAGUAUUUAUUUUCAUAAAGAUCCAAAAUGUCGUCAUUUGCAAAAGAUUUUAGCAAAGCUAUGUCUCAAGCUGGUACUUCCCAGUUCCAGGAGGCGAUUAGGCAAGAACUGGAAUUUUCUAUGAAGGUGGAACUGGACAAGAUACUUUCAACUGCACCACAAAAUGAGCUAGAGCACACUAAAAAGGACCUGGAAGGUUUUAAGAAGCUGUUUCACAGAUUUUUACAAGAAAAAGGACCUUCUGUGGACUGGGGGAAGAUCCAGAGACCACCAGAGGAUUCUAUUCAGCCCUAUGAGAAGAUCAAAGCCAGAGGACUGCCUGAUAGCAUUGCUUCGGUUUUAAACAGGCUCGUUGUAGUGAAACUCAACGGCGGCCUGGGCACCAGUAUGGGAUGCAAAGGCCCCAAGAGCCUUAUUGGUGUGCGGAAUGAGAACACCUUCCUGGACCUCACGGUUCAGCAGAUAGAGCACCUAAAUAAAACCUACAACACAGAUGUUCCUCUGGUACUAAUGAAUUCAUUCAACACUGAUGAAGAUACGAAGAAAAUCUUGCAGAAAUACAGCCACAGCCGUGUGAAAAUCUAUACUUUCAACCAAAGCAGGUAUCCACGAAUUAAUAAAGAGUCUUUGCUACCCAUAGCAAAAGAUGUGUCUUAUUCAGGAGAGAACACUGAGGCUUGGUAUCCCCCCGGCCACGGGGACAUCUAUGCAAGUUUCUAUAAUUCUGGAUUGCUGGACAGAUUUAUCAGUGAGGGGAAGGAAUAUAUUUUUGUAUCUAACAUAGAUAACCUUGGCGCCACUGUAGAUCUCUAUAUCCUUAAUCACCUCAUGAACCCACCAAAUGGAAAACGGUGUGAAUUUGUUAUGGAAGUCACAAAUAAAACCCGGGCAGAUGUUAAGGGCGGUACGCUUACACAAUAUGAGAACAAACUGAGGCUGGUGGAAAUAGCUCAAGUGCCAAAACCGCAUGUUGAUGAAUUCAAGUCUGUCUCCAAAUUCAAAAUAUUCAACACGAACAACUUGUGGAUUUCACUGACUGCAAUUAAGCGGCUGCAGGAACAGAAUGCUAUUGAUAUGGAGAUUAUUGUUAAUCCAAAGACUUUGGAUGGUGGCUUGAAUGUUAUUCAGCUGGAGACUGCUGUUGGAGCUGCCAUCAAAAGCUUUGAGAAUUCUUUGGGAAUAAAUGUACCUCGUAGCCGUUUCCUGCCUGUCAAGACCACAUCUGAUCUUCUCCUUGUGAUGUCUAACCUGUAUAGUCUUAAUGCUGGAUCGCUAACAAUGAGUGAAAAACGAGAGUUCCCUACUGUGCCACUGGUUAAACUGGGGAGCUCUUUUACUAAGGUUCAAGAUUAUCUGAGGAGGUUUGAGAGUAUACCAGAUAUGCUUGAAUUGGAUCACCUUACAGUUUCAGGAGACGUCACGUUUGGCAAGAACGUUGCAUUAAAGGGCACAGUCAUUAUUAUUGCAAACCAUGGAGACAGGAUAGAUAUCCCACCGGGAGCAGUAUUGGAGAACAAAAUAGUCUCUGGCAAUCUUCGGAUCCUGGAUCAUUGAGCAGCUCUGAACUGAUGCAGUUAUCGGUCCUGCCACCACUAUCAAAAGAACCCGCCGGCAUUAGAUGUGUCCACAAAGGGGCCUCUAUAAUUAGUCACCCACUUGCUGUACCCUCCAGUAUUAUUUCCAAGUAGAUUUUUUCUGUACUUUCUUGAAGCUGCAGAAGCAAGUUUCUAAAACCAUUAACUCAGAGUUAAUAUAACCGAAAGUGCAAUAUUAUUUGUCUUAAGAAAAGGCAGGCAGCUCUUGCAUAAGACAUUUAACAUGCUAAUGUUCCAUGAGUUUUGCUUGUAACUGAAAAGCUGUGAAGCAGUACACUGUUGACCAUUAAUUGUAACAAGUUCAUGAAGUGUAAAUGGUACCCUCAAUUAAAAAAAAAACCCAACAGAUUGUUUGGUACUGAGGCAACUAAAUGACUUAAAAAUUCCAGUGCUCAAAUUGUUAAUCUGAGGACUACUGGCAGUUAGUUACUUCUAGCUAUGCUACUCUGACGUAGUCAGCACCUCACAUUUUAUUCUUCUCUGAAGCUGGCGGCGUCACUCUUGUGUAUUUACGCAAAGAAAAGACACCUGAGCUGGAAGUAUCUGAAGUGUCACCAUCACCCUCCUUCUAGCUUCUCUCCCAUGGCGCCUCCACGUGUUCCUCACUACUUUUAAAUAUGGAGCCAGUCUCUUCAGUGUAAUGUUCAUACAAUCAAACCAUGUGUUGACACAAUUAUAGAUGCAAAUAUCACAUCUGUACAGGUACUGAAAUAAAUAUCAAUCCCCAUUGUCUGGAAAA